Sebastes umbrosus (honeycomb rockfish) is the source of this 921-nucleotide messenger RNA. RefSeq lists its product as uncharacterized. NCBI's taxonomy places the organism in Eukaryota, Metazoa, Chordata, Actinopteri, Perciformes, Sebastidae. The record is from RefSeq and is a predicted model, not a curated record. The coding region runs from base 15 to 818 and encodes 267 amino acids. The transcript is spliced from 6 exons.
ACUGUUGGUUGGAGAUGGAGUCUGCUAACGCAAACAAACGACCAGCGUCCACCACAACUCAGACUCCAACACAAACUCCACGGAAGCAUAAAAAAAACAGAGUCGUAUCUACUGAAUCCCUUCUGGCAAAACAGGAAUGUGACCGGCCUUGGGCGAAAACUAGGAUCAACAUAUGUGGGUCCUUCGAUUCAUGGAGGGAACUACGUUUGGUUUUGGGUCUCAAAAUGGACCCAGAGCUGGCAAAACUCCUACUGGACAGUUUUAAAAAGACAACUACAGCUGUGGCAAGUCAGGGCCCAGUCACAUCCACACCAGGCAAGCAACCAGGUCUUUGGAGCAACCCAGCAUCAACAAUUGGAGAGGAAUCUGAAAGGGAUGAUUUUCUAAUGGCUGGAGUUGGACCACUGGCAGAGGACCAAGCUUUGGAGGCUUUGGAAGAAAGCAUCAAGUCCAUGGACCUUUUGGGGGACUAUGUACUUGUGGAUGAAGAACAGGCAAACAGCCUUCCGAACACUGUAAUUGAGUUGGAGGACCAAGUGGCUUCAGACAGAUCUGAUGUCGACUCUGCCCCCCUUAUCUUUGUGCGAGCCGGUGGUGCCUUACAGAUGGCCAUUGAUAGACUCCCCAUUGUUGGUCUCGAGGAAAGUGUGCUGGACAUACACGACCGUGAGGAUGCGGAGAACAUGAACCAGAACAAACUGAUGACACAGAGCAACUCUUGGCCUGUGACAUGCACUCCCUCCCUGGCCCUGAGCGGGUCAGUUGUGAAGAGGACAUCAUUGACCAGCCUGCAUGCAUCACCUAUGAAAGCAGCUUGAUGCAACUGGCCACCUUCCUCCAGUUGCCCAUCAAUAAAUGCUUUUAUGGUGACCACCAGACGGGUGCUGUAUGCGAUGGUGUUCCACCUUUUCAGGUGAAGCU